AUGGCGGCUUCACUAUCCUCCUCCGUGGCAUCCCUGAAAUCAUCGCUGCAAUUGCUAGAAUCAUCUAUUGAUGUCCUGGACAAUGGCGUCAACGACUUUCCCCGCCUCUGCAAAAUACUCCAGUCGACGAGACAUUUUGAACUCCUGCCGGAACCUACUUUACAAGAAGCUCAAAAGGCUAUCCUCGACGAAAUCACCCCCAGCAUCGCUCACUUGCUACGCCUUUCGGGGAACCAUAUUGACAAACUCGCCCGACGCGAAGAAGCUCUGAAGGCUAAAUGUGAACUGCAGGAAGGCAGGUUGUCUCGCGACUCAAGACCUUCUUCUCGUGUCGGUGGUCAUGCCGAUGGAAAGACCGAACCCAGCGGCUUACGUGCUGCGAGCAGUGCUCGAGCGGCUGAACUCCGGAAGCUGGUGCAAAAGAAGGAACGACUAAAGUAUGCCGUGGAGAGACUGGAGUUGCAGUCACGACAGAGGGAAAGACAACUGAGGAAGAGCAUGGCGGCACAGUGA
Molecule: messenger RNA, 513 nt
Organism: Coccidioides posadasii C735 delta SOWgp
Lineage: Eukaryota; Fungi; Ascomycota; Eurotiomycetes; Onygenales; Onygenaceae
Biological process (GO): attachment of spindle microtubules to kinetochore
Cellular component (GO): DASH complex; spindle microtubule
Source: RefSeq, a predicted model, not a curated record